UCCCUGGCCCAGGGGCGGGAGCUGGCCCAGGGGAUAUAAGCAGCCCCCGAGGGGUCACCCACAGCCCCACACCCCCAGAGUCCUGCCCAGGCCCCCAGCCUUGCCGAGAUGAAGGUGCUGGCGGCCGCCCUGCUGCUGCUCUGCGCCUGCCGCCUCCAGGCCGCCCUGGUGAGGCGCGAGGUCCUGGCCGAGGAGGCCGCCCCUCCAGCCGAGGACGACUUCUUCACCCGCCACUUCCAGUCCUUCUCCGACUUCAUGACCAAGGACCUGGCCCAGAAGCUGCAGGUGGAGGAGCUGCGCAGCCAGGCCGAGGCCUACCUGGACCGAGCCAACAAGCAGCUGACGCCGCUGGCCCAGGAGCUGCGGAGCAACGUCCUCGGCCUCUUCUCCUCCCUGCUGGAGCUGGGCAAGGGCAAGGGCGAGGGGCAGCCCUGAGCCCUGCCAUGGCAGCCCCCACACCCCCCCCCCC
This is a messenger RNA of Harpia harpyja (harpy eagle), 469 nucleotides long. Its product is annotated as apolipoprotein A-II-like. Lineage: Eukaryota; Metazoa; Chordata; Aves; Accipitriformes; Accipitridae. Gene Ontology annotation, cellular component: extracellular region. The transcript has 3 exons. Gene Ontology annotation, biological process: lipid transport; lipoprotein metabolic process. The coding region runs from base 109 to 435 and encodes 108 amino acids. The record is from RefSeq and is a predicted model, not a curated record. Gene Ontology annotation, molecular function: lipid binding.